AUGAGCUCCCAGGGAUUUUCUUUCCCGCCUCCGCCGCCUCCACCACCCGCAACUAGUCAGGCACCGGCUCACAACCCGACCCAACAUGGACAGAAUUGGGACGGACACGGUGGAAAUGGCGGAGGACGCGGCGGAGGUCAGAGGGGACGUGGAAGAGGACAAGGCAACCGAGGUCGAGGAGGAAAUCACGCAGAAAGUGGACGAGCGACGUCGUAUCUUCCUCCUACAAGUUUUAAUUACGCGCAACCAAUGUAUGGCGGAUAUCCUCAACCUCUUCCCACCGCACCUUAUAUGCCUCCCCAACCAUACCACCACGGACAAACGCCGGCCUUCCAGAACCCUCAAAACCCACCUUCAUUUUCGCAUCAACCAUAUCCUCAGUCGGUAGCUUCGGGGAACUAUCAACACUACAAUACGCCCACCAACCUUCCUACACCUUACCCUCCGACACCUCCAACGUACAUGCAGGGCUUACCAACACCUCCCCAUGGCCAUCCACCAAACACCCAACCAAUGAUGCCCCCCAUGUCAUGGCAAGGUGCGGCGCCAUAUAUGGGAGCCCAACCAGGGCAAGCACGAGGGCCACGAGGUCCUCAUGCGCAUGGCAAUCAGGGCCAGAAACCCAGGCCUGCCCAGAAGCGAGAUCACUCAUCUGCAUUCAACAAGCCUCAAUUAGUUGUACCUAGGACUCCCGCUGCGCCUGCCGUCCCAAGCUUCGGCAACCCUCUGCCCUCAAAGCCACCACCUGCCGCAGACUCCACCGCAAACAGAAAAUCGAAAAAGAGAAAAAGGAAACACAACCAACUCGGACUGACUCCUCAUACCGAAGAUCACGAGUCAAGCGAGGAAGAGCCGGAUGAAGAUGAAGAAUCGAAGUUAGCGCAAAGUGGAUCUGACGCUGCACCACUUCAGGUCUCCUACAAAGGCAAAACGUCUACGCUACAGACGUCAGCCGAUAUUGCCGCUUGGAUUGCAGAGCGGAAGAAGAAGUUCCCAACUCAAGCUCGGGUCGAAGAAAAGAAGAAGGCGCUAGACGAGGCAAAGGUAGCCCGCGAGGCAACCCGUCAACAAAAGCAAAAGGAACAACAGGAAAAGCGAAAGGAACACAUACAAAAACAAAACGAACACAAGACAGAUCCCGCGCCAGAUGCGACGACAAACGCGCAGCGCAGGGAGAAGAUUCGGCGCAACCUUGAGCGAGAGGAGAAAAGAAUCCAAAAGGCCAUGGCUGAGACCGAAGCUGCUCGUCUCCGAAUGGAAGCUCUACAGAAGGAGGCAUUGAGCUUAAGUGCAGACUUUGACCAAGACGAAGAUACGGGUAUCACACCCCGCCCGGGACACCCAGCCCUGGACCCAGUUAUCAAAACCGAACCUGAACCCGCAAACGCGGUGCCAGAGCCAGCCAUAAAAACCGAACCCGAAGACGCGAUCCCGGAGCCCGUCAUUCAAACUGAACCCGAAACCGCAGUGCCAGCAGCAACCAUACACACCGAGCCUCUUGGCCCAAUUCCAGAGCCCGCUCAAUCAGCCGUCCCGGCUUCCCACACUACAGAGGCGCAGAGAGAUCUUGGAUUGUUGCCGGAGUCGUACAAUCCCGAGGACACACUCGAGACUCAGCAACACACCGACCAUGAAUUGGAUGACAUAGACCUCGCUUCCGAUCACGAGGCCAGUGAUUGGACGUCCUCGGGCGCUUCCGACCUAGAUUCCGACUCCGACUCUGACAGCGACGACUCGCCAGAGCAAGCAACUUCACGUCGCACGGGGCCAGAGCGAGUGCCGCCCCCACCCCGCGAAGGCAAAAAGACUGUCUGCCGUUACUUUGCACGUAAUGGGCACUGUAACCGUGGCGAGCAGUGUAAAUUCCUUCAUGAGAAUGACUCUGAACGAACGUCGAAGGCUAAGGCAAAGCCCACGGAAAAGAAGGAGAAAGAGCCAAAACGCAAGGGACUCUAUCAAGCUUUGCUGGACCGACAGAAGACAGACGACGACCGCCGGGCAAUGGAAGUGAUCUUCUGGUUAGGUCAGAACGAUAUGUUGGCGGAUUGA
Messenger RNA from Penicillium vulpinum, 2049 nucleotides. RefSeq names its product CCCH zinc finger protein. The transcript is spliced from 2 exons. Bases 1 to 2049 code for a protein of 682 amino acids. Gene Ontology annotation, molecular function: RNA binding; metal ion binding. Gene Ontology annotation, biological process: box C/D snoRNP assembly. The record is from RefSeq and is a predicted model, not a curated record. Gene Ontology annotation, cellular component: nucleus. Lineage: Eukaryota; Fungi; Ascomycota; Eurotiomycetes; Eurotiales; Aspergillaceae.